Molecule: messenger RNA, 5924 nt
Organism: Megachile rotundata (alfalfa leafcutting bee)
Lineage: Eukaryota; Metazoa; Arthropoda; Insecta; Hymenoptera; Megachilidae
Product: cell adhesion molecule Dscam2
Biological process (GO): axon guidance; homophilic cell-cell adhesion; dendrite self-avoidance
Cellular component (GO): axon; plasma membrane
Molecular function (GO): cell-cell adhesion mediator activity
Source: RefSeq, a predicted model, not a curated record
UGCGUCGUUGUUAUUCUAAUUCGUUAAAAACGAAAAAAUCUACUUAAUACAUAGUGUUUUGUGUCGUGAUAAACGUUUCAAGUGAUUAGCGACCUAAUUUUGUAAAGUAUUAUUAUGAAUUUAAACUUAUUUACGUUUUUCGAGCCUGAAGUGUCGACUUCGUGCUUCAUAGCUGCAAUUCCACGUAAAUUGAGGAAGCUGAAUCGACGUAACGGUCUACGCCAGGAUGGCCAGUUGGCCGCUGAGAAUCGUUCUCCUGUCCAGCGCCCUCAUCCUUGUCCGUGGACGAGGAGUGGUGCUGGAUAGUCAGGGUCCGAUGUUGAUCUCGGAGCCACGCUCGUCGGUCGAAUUCUCGAACGAGACCGGAGCAAUGAUCCAUUGUUCGGCCCAGGGCAGUCCCUUGCCCAGGAUUGAUUGGCUUAUGGGAGACGGGUCACCUGUCCUUCCUAUACCUCACAUCCGUGAGAUGCUGAUGAACGGUUCGAUGUACUUCUUGCCGUUCGGGGCUGAGACCUACCGACACGAUGUCCACUCGGCCGUCUAUAGAUGUCAAGCCUCGAACAGCGUCGGCAGGGUGUUGGGCCGUGAAAUCACGGUAAAGGCCGUGGUGCGUCAGAAGUACGAGAUCCAAGUGCGAGACGCGUACGUCCUACCAGGAAAUACCGGUGUGCUCAGGUGCGAAAUACCGACGUUCGUUAAGGAAUACGUGGCAGUCACGUCUUGGGUUCGAGAUUCCGUCUACAACAUCUUCCCCACGCCGAAGAGCGAUGACAGACAUCACAUGCUGCCCACCGGAGAGCUGCUGGUGUUCUCGGUCACCUCGUCCGAUGCUCAAUCCAGUUAUCGAUGCAGGACCGUGCACCGAGUCACCGGUGACACCGUCGAAAGUUCUUCCUACGCCAGACUCGUGGUCACGGAUCCCCACAUACAAGUUCCACCGAGGUUCAACGAGAGGGUGAGUCCAGCCCCGAUCCGCACAGGCGAGACGAUCGUCCUGUCGUGCAUUUCCCAAGGAAUACCACCCCCGAUGUAUCUAUGGUUUCGCGAGUCCGUGACCGGCACGGCGAUGAUCUUCAAUUCAGAGAGGAUUUACGCGAGAGCGGGCGUGCUGGUGCUACAAUCAGCCAGACAAGAGGACGCCGGACGAUACGUCUGUCACGCGAACAAUACGGCCGGUUCCGAGAUGGUCGAAUUGGAGGUCUCCAUUAUAAGCAGCCUCUCCAUCCACCUAGUACCUCAACAGGUCACCGUCGACUUGGGCAAAGACGCUGAAUUUCAAUGCUCCGUCACGGGACAACCGGCUCCGGUGAUCUCGUGGACCAAGGACGGACUUCCGGUGAGAGAGGGCGCCUCCGGCAGGAGCAAGAUCACCGGAAACGAUGGAUCCACGUUGCACGUGUCCUCGGUCGCCAGGGAUGACAAGGGCAUGUAUCAGUGUUUCGCUAAGAACGACUACGAAAUGGUCCAAGCGGCUGCCGAACUUCGUUUAGGGGACGCGGCGCCGCAGCUUGUGUACAAAUUCAUCGAACAGACGAUCCAGCCAGGACCCUCGGUGUCGUUGAAGUGCAUAGCCACAGGAAAUCCGACUCCGCACUUCUCGUGGACCCUGGACGGAUUUCCUCUUCCUCAGAACGACAGGUUUAUGAUAGGCCAAUAUGUAACCGUGCACGGUGACGUAAUAUCACACGUGAACAUCAGCGUGGUGCACGUGGAGGAUGGCGGCGAUUAUCAGUGUACAGCAUCGAAUCGGAUGGCGAAGGUUCACCAUUCGGCUCGUCUCAACAUUUACGGUCUGCCUCAUGUACGUCCGAUGGGAAACUACGCUGCAGUAGCUGGAGAAACCACCGUGAUCAAAUGUCCGGUCGCUGGAUUCCCGAUCGCAAGCAUCACGUGGGAGAAAGACGGUAAAAUGCUACCAACAAGUCGCCGUCAGGAGGUGUUCGCCAACGGAACACUAAGGCUGCAUCACGUCGACAGGAGCACGGAUCAGGGUGCCUACACAUGUACAGCGAAGAACAAGCAAGGUCGAUCCGAUUCACAGACCGUUCACAUCGACGUGAAAGUUCCACCCACGAUAGCUCCCUUUAGCUUUAACAAGGAUCUCUCGGAGGGCGUGCGUGCCCAAGUAACUUGUAUGGUCGAGAAGGGUGAUCCUCCGUUCACGAUCGCCUGGUCCAAGGACGGCGAGCCGAUCGCCGGGCCCGGUUCAACAGGCUUCGGGAACACCGGGAUAACCGGUCCCAGACACAUUCAGCCACCCGCGGGCCUACGCGUAACCAACAUUGACGCCCAUUCCAGUACCAUAGUUAUCGAACGCGUCAACGCCGCUCACACCGGCAACUAUACUUGCAUGGCGCGCAAUUCGGUGGCCGAGGUCCUAUGGACGGCAGAAUUGAUCGUUCGUGUGCCACCCCGUUGGGUGAUGGAGCCCCAAGAUGUCCGCGCUUCGGAAGGAAUGUCGCGGCUGGUGCUUCAUUGCCACGCGGACGGAUUUCCGCCCCCGGCUGUGUCGUGGCGACGAGCUAGUGGCAAGAAGCCCGGCAAUUAUCACGACAUUGUCAUGCACGAGCACACGCAAGAUCUCAGGAUACACUCGAACGGAUCAUUGGUGUUUGGCAGAGUGCAGGAGGACCAUGAAGGCUUCUACUUAUGCGAGGCGGUCAAUGGAAUCGGCGCUGGACUCAGCAAAGUUGUGCAUCUGACGGUGAACGUGCCAGCCCACUUCGUGGAGAAACAUCGCAACCAAACAGCACGACUCGGCUCAAGCGCAUCGCUGCGUUGCGAGGCCAAAGGCGAUCAUCCCUUAAAAAUAUUGUGGAAAAAGGCGGGUUCUCAUUUGGAGCAGAAGUUGUCCGAUUACCGGUACAUGCUGAAGGAGGAAAACACCACCGACGGAAGUAUCAGCACGCUUGAAUUUAUUAGCACCAGCCGAGAGGACAGCGGAAGGUAUUUCUGCACGGCGUCGAACGCUUAUGGCCGCGACGAGAUGACGAUACACCUGUACAUACAAGAGCCGCCGGAUUUCCCGCGAAAUCUUCACGUGAUCGGAAAAGGGAGCCGCUACAUCAACAUCAGCUGGACCACCAGCCAGGACGGGAAUAGCCCGAUAACGCAGUACAUCAUCGAAUACAAAACUGACACUGAAGUAUGGCACGAUCACACAUUUCACACGACAGUGCCCGGCACUCAGGCACACGCGCACGUGAGCGGCUUGCGGCCAGCGGUUUCUUACCAAUUCCGAAUUUAUGCCGAGAACGAAUUGGGCCGUAGUCAAGCGAGCGACAUUUUGGAAACGACGACGGAAGGGGAGAAACCGGGAGGACCGCCGAGAAAUCUCAAGGUGGAUCCUGUCAGCUCGACCGAGUUUAACGUCACCUGGGAUCCACCUGAUCAUGAUUUAUGGAACGGGGAGAUACUCGGUUAUCACGUCGGCUACAAAGAACAUCGAUUGACCGCGGAUCAGUACACGUAUAGAACGGUGGAGAGGCGAAUUUCGACGGCGAGCGUCGCCCUGGGUCUAGCUAGAACAUCGAUGCCCGGGAGGCAAUACCAACUGACGAACUUGAAGAAGUUUACAAGGUACAGUGUGGUGGUGCAAGCGUUCAACGCUCUCGGUCAAGGUCCCAUGACGCCGCAAGUGGUCGCGACCACCCUCGAGGACGUGCCGAGCAGUCCACCUCAGGACAUACGGUGUACGGCGCUGUCCUCGCAAUCACUGCAGGUCUCCUGGGAGGCGCCUCCCGAGUCCAGUCUGAACGGUAUCCUGAAAGGGUACAAGGUCAUAUGGGAGAACAUGGACGCGCUGACCGAGUCCCCGAAGUCGGAAAUGAAGAUCACCAGCGUGAUCGUGAUUCGCGACCUCGAGAAGUACACGAAUUACUCCGUGCAAGUGUUGGCGUCUACCCGGGCUGGAGACGGUGUACCGUCCGCACCUUUGUAUUGCGUCACCAAGGAGGACCUGCCCGAGGUGCCAGCCGGUGUAAAAGCUGUCGUCAAGUCCGCGACAUCGAUUAUCGUCUCCUGGCAGCCACCGGUCAAAAGCAACGGGAACAUCACGUCGUACAACGUUCAUUUCCGAUGGAUCGGCCCGGAGGGAAAAUGGAAUACCAAGAAGCUUCCGCCGUAUCAGACCAGCUACCCGGUGGAGAAUCUUCACAAGAAGAAUCAGUACGAGUUUAAUAUCGCGGCGGUGACCUUGGUGGGAGAGGGGCCUAAAACUCAGCCCAUCAUCAUUUCACCUUCCAGCGAGGUUCGAGCGGCGAUAUAUUCGUUCGGCACCGUGCUAGUCGUCCCAUGGAAACAGAAUGUGACAUUACCUUGUCAAAGCGUUGGCAAUCCGGAGCCGUCUGUGACGUGGAAACAAUGGAGCCAGAUAGUGAAACCAUCUAGCAGGGUGUCCUUGUUACCGGAAGGUUCGCUGCAGAUCACGGACCUCCACAGGGAGGACAGCGGAAAUUAUACUUGUUACGUGAAAAACCGGCAUGGGUACGAUCAGAUCACUCAUCGGUUAACUGUGCAAGUUCCACCAGCAGCCCCGUUUCUCCACGCAACCGGCGCGUCCACGAAUUCGAUAAACGUGCAGUGGAAAAAUGGCGACGAUGGCGGCGCUCCAAUCAGGGGUUACAUUCUGCACUACAAAAGGGAGUCCGGCGAAUGGGAGGAGGUAAAAGUGUCCCACAAAAUCAACAGUUUCGUCCUGUCACGGUUAUGGUGCGGCAACGAUUAUCAAAUGUAUCUGACGGCGUACAAUCGGAUCGGUAUGGGUUCCCCUAGCGAGAUCGUGAAAGCGACAACGAAGGGUUCCAAGCCGGAAGAUUCGCCCAGCAACGGAGAUAAAUUCGUGACGGUGAACGUAUCGUGGAUCACUCUUCAUCUGAGCGCGUGGAACGAUGGCGGAUGUCCUAUCACGUAUUUCGAGUUGGAGUACAGGAAAAAUGGAGAGGACAUUUGGACGUUGGUGUCGAAUAACAUCGAGGUACAAAAGACAUACACGCUGAGCGAGCUCCAACCCGGAACGACCUACGACAUCCGAAUAAGGGCGCACAAUAACGCGGGUUUCUCGGUCGCCGAGUACAGAAUAACGACUCUGCAACCUCACACCAGCACCACGAUACCAGCCGUCGAGAUCGAUCACUAUAUUCCUCAGCACACGUCCGUCUACUCGGAUUUGAAGCUGAUCAUCCCGCUGAUACUAAGCUCGUUGGCGUUCAUCGCUGCGGCGGGUGCUGUGUUUUACUGUUUCCGGAAACGUCCGUUUAUAGGGGAAAUGGCGAGUUUGCACGACGCUCAAACAGCAGCGGCCUUAGACAAUAAGCAGAACAUGGAACAACGCGAGCAGUAUUACGCAACGGUGCGCAAACCGCUCCGCUCGCCGAUCCACGAGAUGGCUACCUUGGAAAAGAUUCCAGAAUACUCGGAGGAAAUUUAUCCGUACGCGACGUUCCAGCUGGAGGAAAGUGUCCCACCAGGAGGCGAUAGCCGAUGUAAUUCCGCGGCACCUCUUCAGACGUUCGUCUAUCAUGAUCCUCGUUUGUCCACCGCCGACACUCUUCAAUUACGAGAGACUUCCUGUACCAUGGACCAGAAUCUAGCACGUCUACAGAACCCUCACCGAUUUUUGAGAGAAAAUCGUUUCCUGGAAGGGGAAGACCCAAGAUGUUACAGUUGGCGCGUCAUACCAGCGAGGAGACCCGUUCCAACUUCGGCCCAAUCUCCGGGUUUGGCAAUUCCAAGCACCAGUCGAGCACUUCCUGUUCCAAUCGGGACCAGGAGCGUGAUGGAUCAGGGAACUUGUUCAUCCCCAAGUUGGACCCACCCACGGGCUUCUCCGACGCGUUUGAGCUAAGCGAGGCGGAAUGCGACCUAGAUCGCGGCCACAGCAGCCAACGAAACGUCCGUGACUUCGUAAUCGCGGUGUAAAUAAA